This is a messenger RNA of Staurois parvus, 294 nucleotides long. The record is from the annotation of a GenBank genome assembly. Lineage: Eukaryota; Metazoa; Chordata; Amphibia; Anura; Ranidae.
ACGCAGAAAACCUGCGUUUAGCAGUUGAAUUUAUCAGCAUUUCAAAUGCAAAAUGCUUCAUUUGCGGUUGAAAUCUUUUUUUUAACUCUUCCAGUUCCUGAUGCUGUCCAGAGCCUUUUUUCAUCAUGAAAAAUGCAUGCAAAGUGUUUUCAAGGUACUCAGAUGGACACUGAACACAGGAUGUUCCUAUCAAGCUUUUCACACAUUGUAAUGACCAAUUCACACCUCAGACCUCUCCCACCCUUGGAAACAAAAGAUAUGUUAAUGACCAUUCACACCUCAAAUUCCUCAUGA